Messenger RNA from Kazachstania africana CBS 2517, 819 nucleotides. RefSeq lists its product as uncharacterized. The record is from RefSeq and is a predicted model, not a curated record. Lineage: Eukaryota; Fungi; Ascomycota; Saccharomycetes; Saccharomycetales; Saccharomycetaceae. Gene Ontology annotation, molecular function: FMN binding; NADPH dehydrogenase activity. The transcript has a single exon. Bases 1 to 819 code for a protein of 272 amino acids.
AUGACAAAAUCUGAAUAUAUUGUACCAGAACAACUAAGAGACACUAAUUUGACUGAGUCACUUUGUAUUGGUCCGUAUGAGAUUUUACACAGGAUUGUGCCAUCUACAAAAAGAGUAAAUUAUAAUCAUCUUUGCCAAUUUGAUUUAAAGUCAAAUAGACCGGGAACAUUGAUCAUUAAUCCAAUACCCCCUUCUUGCACUUUGGAGAAUCUAAAAAAUAUUGUUGAACAGGUUCAAGUUAAUGGUUCAUUCAUAUGGAUAUCGGUUGAAUUCAGUAUUUCGGGCGUUGCAGAUUUCAAUGGCAUGACUAGGGAUCAAAUUUACACUUCGAUCCGUAAAGUACAAGAACAAGUGAGUGUUAUCAUGGAGCAUGUCAAACCCAAUGGUAUUGAAAUUGAUGCUACGUGUGACGUAAUUUCGCAAUCAUUGCAUUCGAUGAAAAACAGCCGCACGGAUGAAUUUGGUGGGUCCAUUCAGAAUAGGUCAUGCCUUCUAAUGACGAUCAUCAAGGAGUUACUCAAAGUUGUACCUUCUCAAGUACUCAGUGUAAAGGUUAAUCCAUUCCAGGACCUGGAAACUGAUCCGAUAUGUCUUGCUGAAUAUGCAUAUAUUUUUGGUGAAUUAGAAAGCUGGAGAAGAACGAAUGGAAUUACUAUUUCAUUCAUUCAUUUGGAAGAACCUUUGCAUAAUUUUGACGUCUCUAAUAACUUUGUACAUGCUGUUUGGAAGGGUGUGGUUGUAAGAGAGGGUAAUUUCAGAGAUAUACAUACUAUUAAGGACCUUAUGAAAAAUGAUAAGACAUUAAUCGCACUAGAAUGA